GACCCGGACACAUUUACACGGAGCACACUGCGACUAUCGGAAACCGUUGGAAGCAGAAGAUGUGGCUGCUGUCAGUGCUCGUGCCGCUUCUCAGGCUGUAUUUAUGCGGAAUGAAAGUCCUCUUCUAUCAAAUGUUCAACCGGUCCUUUACGCUACCAGUCUUACCCAAGCAAAAUGGAAGGGCUGCCAUUGUGACUGGAGGUACCAGAGGGAUGGGUUUUGAGACAGCGAAACACCUGGCAAGCCUUGGCAUGCAUGUUAUCAUAGCUGGGAACGAGAGAGAAGAAGGAGCAGAAGCCGUCAGGAAGAUUCAUGACGAGAACGGCAAAGGAAAAGCUGAGUUUGUCUUUGUGGACCUGACUUCACUAAAAUCCGUGCGUCAGUUUGCUCAGACGUUCAUAGACCGAGGUCUACCCCUCCACGUUCUGGUUAACAACGCUGGCACCAUGUUGGUGCCGGAAAGACUGACAGAGGACGGCUUUGAGUUCCACUUUUGCCUCAAUUACCUCGGUCACUUCCUGCUGACCAACCUGCUGCUGGACUUACUGAAAAAAUCAGGAAAACAGGGCUGCUGUUCCAGAAUCGUCAAUAUGUCCUCCGCCACACACUACGCAGGAGUCAUAGACAUGGAGGACUUAAACAGGAGGAUCUGCUACAGCUCCCAUGGUGCUUACUCCCAAAGCAAACUGGCUCUGGUCCUCUUCACCUACUUCCUGCAGGAGCAGCUGACGGCCGGCGGCUUCGCUGUGACGGUAAACGCCGUGGACCCCGGCAUGGUAGACACGGCUUUAUACGACAACCUGUGGAGCCUCGCCCAAGCGCUGAAGAAGCCUGUGGCGAAGACGCUGUUCAGAACUCCAGCAGAGGGAGCGUCCAUAUCCGUCUAUGCGGCGGCUGCUGCUGAGAUGGAGGGAGUGGGGGGCUGUUAUCUGUACAACGGCGUGAAGACGCAGUCCUCCGAUCUUUCCUACGACUCCGAGCUGCAGGUGAAGCUGUGGAAAAAGAGCUGCGAGCUUGUGGGCCUCCAGAAGACCUGAUUGGCUUUGCUGUGACCUCCAGACUGGUUGGUUCCACAUCGCUACCAGUCACUGAGGAAUUUUUUGAGAAAUUUUCAACAUCCGGUAUCAUGAAAUAUCCACUUACCACUCGUUAGGGCCCGACCGAUAUGGAUUUUUUGAGGCCGAUGCCAAUUCCAGUGUUUGGCAGAAAAAAAUUCCGAUGACCGAUUAAUCGCCGAUUAAUUUAGAAGACGUAAUGAAUAAAAUGGCUUCUUUUUUUGGUCCCUUAAUGCCUACAACAACAAAGAUUUGAACUACAGGCAGACCAUUUGACUGUUUUACAAUACUUUGUCCUUGAGUAUUUGUUUAACUUUACAACAGAGAGGAAUUUUGAAGAACAAAAACAUGCAACAAAGCAUUAAACCUCUGGGAAAUUAUAUAACCUUAAAUAAGUGUCACUAUAUGAAUGAGUUAUGAUAUACACCUUGUCUUGUACUUCUUGUGGCUGCAAAUUAGAGGUAGGUUAUAGUACAGGUGAAGUUACUGGCGCAACAUUAUUUCUGCAGCCCACUGAUGCCCUUUAAUGUUAAAUCACAUUUUCUCUACUCCAUUAUUUUCUUUGUUAUGAAGUCAUGACUCCUAUGAGCCAAAAUAUACACCAGAGAACCUUUCUCGGAUGUAAUACAUGUCAUCUUUGACAGCGUCGUGGUUUAAAUAUACAAUGGUCACAAAUGGUAUGACACUAAUGUUCCUCCAUAACAGCACACACAGUGAGUUGCUGUUCCAGCCUGUGUCAUGUUGGAGUAUUUUCUGAAUGGAGUCAGAACUCCAUGUAUUGGACAAACAGCGACAGGACAUCAUUCUGCGUGACUCCGACACUUAACAGCAUUUAAGAGAAUAUAUCGGCAUUUAAUCGGCCGAUGACGAUUAUUUUGAAAAGGGCUACAAUCGGCCGAUGAAUUGGUUGGGCACUAUUAAAUGUGUCCCACAAGCCCAGCAGCUUUCACUGAGUGUGUUUUGGACAAGAUGUGUGCUGAAUGAAAGAUGUGUGCUGAAACUAGUCAAAGUAGCCUCCAUACAAAUGGAAGUAACCCCUGUGCAAUAUCAAUAUAAUGACCAAUGAUUGUAAAUUCUGUCACCUCUCAUUAACUGUGUCAUUUCUGAUGUAAACAGAGGAGUAUUUCCUCUUACUACAUUGGAAAUACAGCCCCCCCCCCCCCCC
This is a messenger RNA of Acanthochromis polyacanthus (spiny chromis), 2220 nucleotides long. It is a transcript of the gene dhrsx, whose product is annotated as dehydrogenase/reductase (SDR family) X-linked. The transcript is spliced from 7 exons. Gene Ontology annotation, molecular function: oxidoreductase activity. Bases 60 to 1037 code for a protein of 325 amino acids. NCBI's taxonomy places the organism in Eukaryota, Metazoa, Chordata, Actinopteri, Pomacentridae. The record is from RefSeq and is a predicted model, not a curated record.